Molecule: messenger RNA, 3669 nt
Organism: Onychostoma macrolepis
Lineage: Eukaryota; Metazoa; Chordata; Actinopteri; Cypriniformes; Cyprinidae
Gene: maoa
Product: monoamine oxidase
Exons: 15
Coding region: 70-1638 (522 amino acids)
Molecular function (GO): oxidoreductase activity
Source: RefSeq, a predicted model, not a curated record
AAUGCUUUGAACACAGAUGCGGAGCGGCUCUUCUGCUCUGAGCGGAGCGCCAGUGAAACGAACAGCACCAUGACUGCGAACGCAUACGACGUGAUUGUGAUUGGCGGAGGCAUCUCAGGUCUGAGUGCCGCCAAGUUAUUGGUGGAGAGCGGCCUGAAUCCUGUGCUCCUGGAAGCCAGAAACCGUGUUGGUGGAAGAACCUACACUGUUCAGAAUAAGGAGACCAAAUGGGUGGAUCUGGGAGGAGCGUACAUUGGGCCCACUCAAAACCGCAUCCUGAGAAUAGCCAAACAGUACGGCGUGAAAACAUACAAAGUCAACGAGGAGGAGUCUCUGAUUCACUAUGUGAAGGGCAAAUCAUAUCCAUUCAAAGGGCCUUUCCCUCCAAUGUGGAACCCUCUUGCCUACCUGGACUACAACAACCUCUGGAGGACAAUGGACAAGAUGGGAAUGGAGAUUCCUAAAGAUGCUCCAUGGAGGGCCCCUCAUGCGGAAGAGUGGGACAAGAUGACCAUGCAGCAACUCUUUGACAAGAUUUGCUGGACCAGGGCUGCUUGUCGCUUUGCCACUCUGUUCGUCAAUGUGAACGUGACCUCCGAGCCCCAUGAGGUGUCUGCUCUGUGGUUCCUUUGGUACGUCAAGCAGUGUGGAGGCACCAUGAGAAUCUUCUCUACCACCAAUGGAGGCCAGGAGCGCAAGUUUGCCGGAGGUGCCAAUCAAAUCAGUGAGGGGAUGGCGAGAGAGCUGGGUGACCGUGUGAAGCUGGGCAGAGCUGUCUACAGCAUUGACCAGACUGGAGACCUGGUGGAGGUCAGGACAGUUAAUGAGGAGAUAUAUAAGGCCAAAUAUGUUAUACUUGCCAUACCACCAGGCCUGAACUUGAAAAUCCAUUUCAACCCUGAACUACCGCCUCUGAGGAACCAGCUCAUUCACAGAGUCCCCAUGGGCUCAGUCAUCAAAUGCAUGGUGUACUACAAAGAGAACUUCUGGAGGAAGAAGGGAUACUGUGGCAGCAUGGUGAUUGAGGAGGAGGAAGCACCUAUUGGUCUCACUCUUGAUGACACUAAGCCUGAUGGGUCUGUGCCUGCUAUAAUGGGUUUCAUCCUGGCACGAAAAUCCAGGAAAUUAGCAGACCUGACGAAAGAGGAGAGAAAGAGAAAGAUCUGUGAGAUUUAUGCUCGUGUGCUUGGCACAGAAGAAGCGUUAAAUCCAGUGCACUAUGAGGAGAAAAACUGGUGUGAGGAGGAGUAUUCUGGUGGCUGCUACACUGCCUACUUCCCCCCUGGUAUCAUGACACAGUAUGGCAGGGUCCUGAGGGAGCCGGUGGGCAGGUUGUAUUUUGCAGGAACUGAAACGGCCACAGAGUGGAGCGGUUACAUGGAGGGGGCCGUGCAAGCUGGAGAGAGAGCCAGUAGAGAGAUUUUGUGUGCAAUGGGAAAACUCCAUUCAAGUCAGAUCUGGCAGUCAGAGCCUGAAUCAUUGGAUGUCCCGGCCCAGCCGUUUGUCACCACAUUCUGGGAAAGAAAUUUGCCAUCGGUUGGGGGACUCUUUAAAUUCAUGGGCAUGUCCUCCUUCCUGGCUCUGGCCACAGCAGCAGGAGUAGUUGCCUACAAGAAGGGGCUCCUCCCACAUAGCUAAAGCUCCUCCCACUUUCAAAACUUGUUCUCUGAGCUGGCCUUGUGAUUGUGGCGUUCAAUCACCUAAUCAUGGUCAUAACGCCGCCUGGGUAUGUGGCCGAAAUACUUAGAUGAGAUUUGACACAUAAUUGCUCAGUCAUUGUUAAAAAUUCACCAAGUGAUUAUGGCAUAAUUGUUAAUGUGGGAAUUGCCCUGUCAAAGAGUUCACAAACUAGCCACGUUAAAGGAACCGAACGUGUGACAUUCCACAACCAUUCAUUGCGUGCGUAUGUAUGUGUGUGUGUGUGUGUGUGUGUGUGUGUGUGUGUAUGUAUGUAUGUGUUUUUCACCAGUCUUGUUGAUUACCUCUGCUAAUUUCAGGUGCUGUUCUCAGGAACUUGUUAAUUAACCUUCCAAAAUAUUGAAGUAACAUUACAGAGAUCAGAUUAGCAUUUAGCAAUCCAUUUUAUUUUACUCUUUAUUAUAACAGAGACUUUGAGAAUAUCUUCUCUACAUCACAACACAACACAGAAGCUGUGUUAGCUUCAGCACAAUUCACUAUAUCAUUCAUGAGAGAAGCAGAGGCUGUUCAUAUCACAUUCAUUCUCGAUUCUCAACAUACAACGUUAAACGACAAUUAGUAUGUGUCUGGUAGUAUGACGAAGUGAAGUCUAUCAGUCAUAGAGAGCUGAUUUGAAGGUUGUCCCAGUGUUUUAUGUCAUUUCUAAAAGCUGCUGUGUGAUUGAAUCAUAUGAAAGCAUUUGAAUGUACUUUUACAUAGUCAAAUCUUUUCAUGUAGCAAACCAGUGUAUACUUGAAAUAUGAAUUUGUUUUUGACAUGCAUUUAUUUUCAACCAUCCAUUGUUUAACAGUCCUCUAAUACCAUAGUAUAUUAUUGUUAAUUUGUAGAGAAAUGUAAAACCCAGUUCAUCUAAAUGUUUUUUUCUUAUUUUCCCCAUCUACAAAUCUUGUGAUAGAUAGAUAGAUAGAUAGAUAGAUAGAUAGAUAGAUAGAUAGAUGCAAGUGAAAAAUGUCCCUCCCUCACCUUCGUAGCAGUAACCUGUGCAAUAUUAUUUACAGAACAAUUAUAACAUUAUGUAUGGUGAUUCAUUAAAGUUUCAUUCUAAGUUGACAUUCUUCUAACAUUCUAACACUCUUCAAUUAUUUAAUCAUUUCUAUCAAAUUAUAUAUUAUACAUACAUAUAUAUAUAUAUAUAUAUAUAUAUAUAUAUAUAUAUAAUUGCAAAUAAUUGAAAAGGAGGUUAUGCAGCCCCAGACAGAUUAGAAAAUAAAAUGUAUUAUGUGUGAUGCGUGUAAAUUUUGUUGUUCCAAAGAUGCAUUGUAACUGUUGUUUGUUGUGCCUUAAUCUGAUGUAGUAUUCCUCAUUUCUCAAGUGCCUCUGUGCUGAUGAGCUCCUCCAGUCUUGAACAUUGUCUCUGGGUCAGUCACUGGCUGCUUUUGCAAGAGUUAGAAACAGAAUUUUUGGUCAGAGAUUUGUGAAGGUCUUUGACUGAUAAAUCUGCAUUUAAGCACCACUCAAAAACCCACCACUCUACUCUUCAGCAUACAAUGGAAAGCUUUCAUAACUGCUUCCUGAAGAAGCCACUGAUGAUCCAGAAUCAGAGGCAAAGCCACUCCUGACUGUCGACGAUAAUGUUUGAUAAGAAAGCUUUCUAUCUGUGACCUACAUCUUGGUUAGAGUCUGGUCCACUGUGAACUUAGUAAUGAUGUGGUGACACUUUUGUCCUGACAUGUUGUAUUUGCUGUAACUCCUCCACCUGGUGUGCUAGUGAAUUGUGCCUCUGUGUGUGUGUGUGUGUGUAUGUGUGUGCUGCUAAUGCUUUUCCGAAACCACAUAACAUGGCCCUGUUUACCUGAUCUGUCGUCACCUGUUCCAGUUUGCAUAGCUGCCCUGCUACGAUCAGGCCUCUUUGUCUGAUUUUGUGUGCGCAUCACAAUGUCCAAUGGUCUAGUCUUGUAAUUGCAUUAUUUGAUCUCUUUGUACAAAUUCAACGACUAAGCUGAUAAUAAAAGUGUGUGAUUUACCACCAGA